This is a messenger RNA of Fukomys damarensis (Damara mole-rat), 1133 nucleotides long. RefSeq names its product 5-hydroxytryptamine receptor 1F (gene Htr1f). Gene Ontology annotation, cellular component: dendrite; plasma membrane. The transcript has a single exon. Gene Ontology annotation, molecular function: G protein-coupled serotonin receptor activity; neurotransmitter receptor activity. The record is from RefSeq and is a predicted model, not a curated record. Gene Ontology annotation, biological process: chemical synaptic transmission; G protein-coupled receptor signaling pathway, coupled to cyclic nucleotide second messenger. Lineage: Eukaryota; Metazoa; Chordata; Mammalia; Rodentia; Bathyergidae. The coding region runs from base 33 to 1133 and encodes 366 amino acids.
UUUCAGCUGUAUUGAUUUUUUAAAACAAAAAAAUGGAUUUCUUAAACUCUUCUGAUCAAAACUUGACCUCAGAGGAACGGUUAAACAGAAUGCCAUCCAAAAUCCUGGUGUCCCUCACUCUUUCGGGGCUGGCACUGAUGACAACGACCAUCAAUUCCCUCGUCAUUGCUGCAAUAAUUGUGACCAGGAAGCUGCACCACCCAGCCAACUAUUUAAUUUGCUCCCUGGCUGUCACAGAUUUCCUUGUAGCAGUGUUGGUGAUGCCCUUCAGCAUUGUGUAUAUUGUAAGAGAGAGCUGGAUUAUGGGGCAAGUGGUCUGUGACAUUUGGCUGAGUGUUGAUAUUAUCUGUUGUACCUGUUCCAUCUUGCAUCUCUCAGCUAUAGCUUUGGAUCGCUAUCGGGCCAUCACAGAUGCUGUUGAGUAUGCCAGGAAAAGGACUCCCAAGCAAGCUGGCAUUAUGAUUACAAUAGUUUGGAUUAUAUCUGUCUUUAUCUCUAUGCCUCCUCUGUUCUGGAGACACCAAGGAACCAGCCGAGAUGAUGAGUGCGUCAUCAAGCAUGACCAUAUUGUUUCCACUAUUUAUUCAACAUUUGGAGCAUUUUACAUUCCACUUGUGUUGAUUUUGAUUCUUUAUUACAAAAUAUAUAGAGCAGCAAAAACAUUAUACCACAAAAGACAAGCAAGUAGAAUUGCAAAGGAGGAGCUGAAUGGCCAAGUCCUUUUGGAGAGUGGUGAAAAAAGCACUAAGAUGGUUUCCACACCCUACAUGCUGGAAAAAUCUUUAUCUGAGCCAUCAACAGAUUUUGAUAAAAUUCAUAACACAAUGAAAAGUCUCAGGUCUGAAUUCAGGCAUGAAAAAUCUUGGAGAAGGCAAAAGCUCUCAGGCACAAGAGAACGCAAAGCAGCCACUACCCUGGGAUUAAUCUUGGGUGCAUUUGUAAUAUGUUGGCUGCCUUUUUUUGUAAAAGAAUUGAUUGUUAAUGUCUGUGAAAGAUGUAAAAUUUCUGAAGAAAUGUCAAACUUUUUGGCAUGGCUUGGUUAUCUCAAUUCCCUUAUAAAUCCACUUAUUUACACAAUCUUUAAUGAAGACUUCAAGAAAGCAUUCCAAAAACUUGUACGAUGUCGAUAUUAG